Priapulus caudatus is the source of this 839-nucleotide messenger RNA. Its product is annotated as E3 ubiquitin-protein ligase UBR2-like. Lineage: Eukaryota; Metazoa; Priapulida; Priapulimorpha; Priapulimorphida; Priapulidae. The record is from RefSeq and is a predicted model, not a curated record. Gene Ontology annotation, biological process: protein ubiquitination; ubiquitin-dependent protein catabolic process via the N-end rule pathway. The coding region runs from base 6 to 824 and encodes 272 amino acids. The transcript has 10 exons. Gene Ontology annotation, cellular component: ubiquitin ligase complex; cytoplasm. Gene Ontology annotation, molecular function: zinc ion binding; ubiquitin protein ligase activity.
UCAAGAUGGCUGCCGGAGAAGAGAAAAUCAUGUUUCCUUCUGGUGGUUCUUCGACAAUAUGUGAUCAACAAGUAAUAAGCUGGCAGAAUCAUUUCCAACAAGGGACGUUAGCACAAGCUUUGCGGUCACACUGGAAAAAGCAAGUUCCAUUAAUCUGCAGUCCAUUAUAUUUACCUGGAAAUCAGCCAUUGGAAGAAGAUGAAACUAGAAAAUCCCUACUAUUUCCCCUGGAGUUAUUUAUUUGUGGUGGCGAGCCUCAGGAAGUGUUCAGCCAGCUCAAAAAUCUGGACAACCCUCGACAGUUGUGUGGCAAGGUGUUUAAAGUGGGAGAACCAACAUAUUCCUGCAGGGACUGUGGUAUGGACCCUACUUGCGUCCUAUGCAUCGAAUGCUUUCAGAAAAGUACCCACAAGACACACAGAUACAAGAUGAGCACGUCGGGCGGCGGCGGCUACUGCGACUGUGGCGAUGAGGAGGCGUGGCGAGGGCACCCAUUCUGUGACAUCCACCAGGUCGGCGCCGUGGCGGAUGAGGACCAGGACCCGAUUCUGGUGUUGCCCGAGGGCCUGCGGCUGCGGACGGAGGCCGUGCUCAUGUGCGCCGUACCCUACAUCCUACAGAUCAUCUGCUGGCAGGACCUCGAGACUCUACCGGCAGACCUCGAACCAGAGAACAAAGAAGACACAUACUGCUGUAUGCUGUACAAUGAUGAGGUUCACACGUAUGACCAGGUGAUAAAGAGCUUAAACAGAGCACUAGACUGCACUCAGAAGGAGGCGGUUGACUUUGCAACGACCGUAGACAGAGAGCGUGGGCGACGGUGAGAACUACAGCCAACA